AUGCCUCAGAUCACUAGAAAGAACCAGGAAACGAUCAGGAUCAAGAUGCUGAUAGACAAUCAGGCACUAACAACAGAGACACAGAGACAGGAGGACUCCUGUCAGCUUGAGGAAGAAAGUGGUUUCCAGACACCGAAUGGAAUGAAGAUCCCAAAGAUGACCCUUAUGGGAUUAAUUGGUGGAACAACACCACUGAAAAAGGAGAAAGCAGUCCAGACAGACCCUAAUCCAGCAGCUCAGGAAGCCCAAAGGCCAUCAGUACCUCAGAUCAGCAAUCAAACCCUUCAUAAGUUCUUGCACAAGAAGCUCACCACUCUCUUCCUCAAUGCAGACUUCUAUAAGGAAUUCCAAAAUUACACCAAAGCUGAUACUGGCCUGAGGGAGGAUGAAGAAAUUGAAGAAGAGGAAAUCAUUCUCUUUGCAAGUAAUCGCUGGGUGAAGCUUGUGAAUGAAGAGGAACUGAAGAGGGAGGCCAGGAUGGGAUGA
Guyanagaster necrorhizus is the source of this 486-nucleotide messenger RNA. RefSeq lists its product as uncharacterized. The record is from RefSeq and is a predicted model, not a curated record. The transcript has 3 exons. Lineage: Eukaryota; Fungi; Basidiomycota; Agaricomycetes; Agaricales; Physalacriaceae. The coding region runs from base 1 to 486 and encodes 161 amino acids.